This is a messenger RNA of Juglans microcarpa x Juglans regia, 2549 nucleotides long. Its product is annotated as oligopeptide transporter 1-like. Gene Ontology annotation, biological process: transmembrane transport. The record is from RefSeq and is a predicted model, not a curated record. The transcript is spliced from 7 exons. NCBI's taxonomy places the organism in Eukaryota, Viridiplantae, Streptophyta, Magnoliopsida, Fagales, Juglandaceae. Gene Ontology annotation, molecular function: oligopeptide transmembrane transporter activity. Bases 105 to 2336 code for a protein of 743 amino acids.
UAAGAAUACAAGAAGGGAAGGAAGAACGUACGGUAACAAAUCCAAGCUUAUCUUAAAAGAAGGCUUUCAUAGGGUUCAUUUUUUGGUAAGUGCAGCUGUGAAGCAUGGAUCAUCAGCCCAAGAAGCCUGGUCCAGAUGCUCAUAUUUAUGAGGAUUCUGAUGAGGUAAAUGACUCUCCAAUCGAACAAGUUCGGCUCACAGUCUCCAUUACAGAUGAUCCAACAUUACCAUGCAUGACAUUUCGAACAUGGGUUUUGGGGAUCACAUCUUGUGCUGCUCUGGCAUUCUUGAAUCAGUUCUUUGGUUACCGCCAGAAUGCACUCUAUGUAUCUUCGGUUUCAGCCCAAAUUCUAGUGCUUCCAGUGGGAAAGCUUAUGGCAGUAUACCUACCAGACAAAUCAGUUCGCGUUCCUGGAACAAAAUGGUGUUUUUCAUUGAAUCCAGGGCCCUUCAACUUGAAGGAGCAUGUCCUAAUCACCAUAUUUGCCAAUUCAGGUUCAAAUACGGUUUAUGCUGUGGGAAUUAUUACAAUUGUCAAGGCUUUCUAUCACCGUCGGAUUCAUCCUCUUGCAGCCAUGUUGCUAACUCAAACCACCCAGCUGCUUGGAUAUGGAUGGGCUGGAGUUUUCCGAAAGUUUCUUGUCGAUUCACCUUACAUGUGGUGGCCUUCCAACCUGGUUCAAGUCUCUCUAUUUAGGGCAUUGCACGAAGUUGAGAUCAGACCCAAAGGCGGACUAACGAGACUGCAGUUCUUCCUUGUAGUCCUUACAUCAAGCUUUGCAUACUAUAUUGUACCCAACUACCUGUUUCCAUCGAUUACUGCACUCUCCUUUGUUUGUUGGAUAUGGAAGGACUCAGUCACGGCCCAACAAAUUGGUUCGGGUCUUCGAGGCCUUGGUGUUGGCUCGUUUGCCCUUGAUUGGUCCACUGUAGCUGGUUUCCUAGGAUCUCCUUUAGCCACCCCUGGAUUUGCCAUUAUUAACAUAAUGGUUGGUUUCUUCCUAACGCUCUACGUAUUAAUCCCUGUUGUUUACUGGACCAACUCCUUUGAAGCCAAGCGAUUUCCUAUUAUCUCAUCGCAUGUGUUCAAUGCUGAUGGUGGAAAAUACGAUGUUUCAAUAGUUUUGAAUGAGACAACCUUCCAAUUCAAUCGACAAGGAUAUGAUGGGUACAGCAAAAUACAUCUCAGUAUCUUCUAUGUAUAUACUUAUGGUCUAAGCUUUGCAACACUGGCUGCUACAAUAUCUCAUGUUGCACUCUUCCAUGGAAGAGCAAUCUGGCAACAAACAAAGGCUACAUUCAAAGAUAAGUUCGGGGAUGUACACACCAGAAUAAUGAGAAAAAACUAUGACCCUGUCCCUCAAUGGUGGUUUUACACACUCUUAAUGGUGGUGGUUGGACUUGCCCUGCUUGCUUGUGAAGGCUUUGGCAAACAAUUGCAGCUUCCCUUCUGGGGUAUCCUACUAGCGAUACUCUUGGCUCUGAGCUUCACUCUCCCUAUUGGCGUAAUCACUGCUACGACAAACCAGCAACCAGGACUUAACGUCAUCACUGAGCUGAUUAUCGGCUACAUGUAUCCGGGGAAACCUCUUGCAAAUGUAGCUUUCAAGACCUAUGGCUACAUAAGCAUGUCUCAGGCACUAAUGUUUCUCUCAGACUUCAAGCUAGGCCACUACAUGAAAAUCCCUCCAAAAUCCAUGUUCUUUGUUCAGUUAGCGGGAACCUUGGUCGCUUCAUCAGUCUACUUUGGCACAUCUUGGUGGCUUAUCACGUCGGUAGAACAUAUCUGUGACCCAUCUAAACUUCCAGAAGGAAGCCCCUGGACAUGCCCUGGAGAUGAUGUUUUCUACAAUGCUUCCAUCAUAUGGGGAGUAGUUGGUCCACUUCGCAUGUUUGGCCCUCUCGGUCUUUACUCUAAGAUGAACUAUUUCUUCCUCAUUGGCAUCCUGGCACCGGUACCAGUUUGGGUAUUCUCUCGCCUGUUUCCUGACCAAAAGUGGAUAUGCCUCAUUAACAUGCCCAUCAUUAUAGGAGGUGCAGAUGCAAUGCCAACGGCCAAGGCUGUGAACUACAUAUGUUGGGGUGCUGUGGGCAUUUUCUUCAACUUUUUUGUGUACAGGAGAUUCAAAGGCUGGUGGGCUAGGCACAAUUACAUUCUCUCAGCUGGGCUAGAUGCUGGGGUUGCUUUCAUGGCCAUCCUCUGCUAUUUCACAUUGCAGGUUAGAGACAUCAAUGGAGUGGGGUGGUGGGGUUUGGAUUUGGACGAUCACUGCCCACUGGCAAGUUGUCCUACUGCCCCUGGCAUUGAGGUCGAAGGCUGUCCAGUAUUCCCUUGACAAAGUUACACAGUUAUACUGUGCAGUUUAUGCAGUAGACUUGAAAGUUUGCUAGACUAUGUAGAUCAAGUUAAAGGUUAAUCUUUUAUGGUAGCGCUGCCGAUCAUUAAAUCUCGGAGCACAACUCUUGUAGGAUUGACAUUGUUGAAGACUGCCACUUCAUGGUUGCAAAUUUCGAUUCUACAUAACAAUAUCUAUCCUAUCAUUACUGUA